UAGAGCGGAACAGCAUUCAGCUCUGUGUGAGGAGACAACACCGCCACAGCAGAGAAUGGUUACGGGAGAGAUAUCCCUAUAUUUCUUGCUUGGUCAUGUCUUCAUAGCUGGCAUAGGCUCUGUCUGUGUUCCUGUCCAGUGUCUGAAAUGUAACAUCACAGGAGUGACUCUGAAAGAGUGCAUUAAUGACUUUAAGGUUGAAAUCAACAGCACUGGAUCCGAAGUUAAUGAGGGUGACGAAGUCACUCUAACAUGUGCCCAUAACCUUCCCAAUAUGACUCUGGAGCUUGGGUGGACCAAGGACGGGAAGGAAAUGCUGGAAAACAAAAACAAAAGCAAGCUGGUUCUCGAAAAAGUGUUUUCACCUGAUGCAGGCUGUUACAUCUGCUAUGUGAACAGCUCGUGUGGCAAUUACGAGUCUUCACAAAAAUGUAUCACUGUAAAUAAUAACAGUGUGAUCAUCCUGGUGGUCUGUGGUGUUUCAGCUUUGGCCUUGAUCCUGAUUUUGGGCCUGGCAAUGAAGCUUAAGCUGAAAAGAGACAAUGCUAAACACAGAGAGAGGAUGGAGCAGAGGGCACAGCAUGGGAGGCCCGCAGGUCCAGCUCCAUUCAUGCAGAGGGAGUCCUGAAUAAGAAACUAUUAAUUCAAAAUUAAUCAGUACUGAAAUUGGUCUGCAAUCUGCUGUUGUAGUGUUUGAUGUAGAAAUAA
Messenger RNA from Toxotes jaculatrix (banded archerfish), 708 nucleotides. RefSeq lists its product as uncharacterized. Bases 56 to 628 code for a protein of 190 amino acids. The record is from RefSeq and is a predicted model, not a curated record. The transcript is spliced from 7 exons. NCBI's taxonomy places the organism in Eukaryota, Metazoa, Chordata, Actinopteri, Toxotidae.